Botrytis deweyae is the source of this 1612-nucleotide messenger RNA. RefSeq lists its product as uncharacterized. Gene Ontology annotation, cellular component: cytoplasm. The record is from RefSeq and is a predicted model, not a curated record. Gene Ontology annotation, molecular function: ATP binding; protein serine/threonine kinase activity. The transcript has 5 exons. Gene Ontology annotation, biological process: protein phosphorylation. Lineage: Eukaryota; Fungi; Ascomycota; Leotiomycetes; Helotiales; Sclerotiniaceae. The coding region runs from base 71 to 1498 and encodes 475 amino acids.
CGCAACUGUCUUAUGAAGAAAAUUGAAAUUCAAAUUAAACAUCAACAAAUUUAACUAUCGUCCCCCAGAGAUGACAUUUCGAUGUGAACUCAGCGAUAAUGGUAAAGCAGAAUCUCUUCAAGGAUACGUGAAAGGUGUUCUCUUUCCAAUCGACAGUCUUCCUUAUAAAUUGAGUGAGAAGUACCGCAUUAUUACAAAACUUGGCUAUGGGGGAUUCUCUACUGUAUGGCUUGCGAUCGGCAUUCACGAGGACAAUCUGGGUCGUUGGUUUGCGAUCAAAAUCUCCCAGUCAACUAGCGCCGACGAGCAGAGUCAACUGAAAAAAGAAAUGAAAAGACUUGAAAAUAAGAGCUCGAGAAUCGUUCCAUGCAUUGAAACUUUCAGAAUUGUAUCCUCUUACAAUGCUAAACAAACUCACCUUUGCCUCGUGUUGAAAGCAUCUGGACCAUCUGUAAAAGAAUAUAUAUCCAACAAAAAUCCGACAUUUGAUCAGAGAAGGCUCAUCGCUAUAAAUUGUACAAAAGCAUUGAUGGACUUACAUAAACAAAAUAUCUUUUUGAUUGAUCUAAGCUCAGGGAAUUUUCUGAUGAAAAUUCACUCCUCCGACAUUAGGGAGCUUUCGGAAACACAAAUAGAAGAGAAAGUUGGUGUUUGCGAAUCCAAACCUGUCGAAACACAACACGCAUCAAUUAAACUCCCAGAGUAUGUACCCAAGCGAAUAUAUAAAUCGACGCCUUUAUAUUCGCUGGUCGGAGAGGAGUUGGAUAUUGAUGUUAUUGAUGUUGUUCCACAUUCCAGUGCGCCUCUAGGCCGCACGCAAGCAUACUCCUCUCCAGAGGUAUUGGAACAGAAACCUUCCACCAUACAGUCUAAUAUAUGGGGCCUGGGAUGUUUGAUUUGCGAGAUCAUGACUUUAGGAGAAUUGCCAUUUGAAGAUGGACAUUAUGUGCCCAGUGCCCAAGACGAUUACUUUGACGAAGAUGAGAAAGGAAAGAUUAAAUACCUGUCCAAAGUAUGUCAUAAUCCUCGUAAACGCCAUCAUACCCUUGAUAUAGACCAAGCAAAAGACGUUGCGAAAUUCCUGGGGAAGAUUUUUGUUAGGGAUCCGGCUUCACGUCCUACAGCUGAGACCAUUUUGGAUUGUCUGAAAGACCCCAAAUUUUUAGGUAAAAAGCCAUCUGGAAGUGGGAAAAGAAAAGACUCAGCUGUGUCACUUAGUCCCGGACCUGUAAAAAAUUCCACUUCGAAGACUUCGAGCCCGCCGCGAUAUAAGACGACAAAAGACGUUUCUCACUCCAAAAGUAGGACGAUCGUAGUCCCGAACACUUUUCCGACGGACACUAUAACCUUACCAGACCGAAAGAAGAGCUCAAACCCUGCAAUUCAACCAAAAAAAGGUACCGCAACUGAAAGCACUGGAACCGAACAAAAAGAGAGGAAGAACUCUAGAAGGGGAGCCGAAAGUAGUGAGCCGUCGGGUGCUCGCAGGAAACUUUGAUUCAUCUUUGAGGCACGGCAAUAGAAUAAUGAAUCGAGGACACGAUUUAGAGCUGCGUUCUCACUCUUGAUUGCUAUUUCAUACUUUUGACAUAUAUCAUUUUGUCAUCAUGCA